Messenger RNA from Emericellopsis atlantica, 828 nucleotides. RefSeq lists its product as uncharacterized. The coding region runs from base 1 to 828 and encodes 275 amino acids. Lineage: Eukaryota; Fungi; Ascomycota; Sordariomycetes; Hypocreales; Bionectriaceae. The record is from RefSeq and is a predicted model, not a curated record. The transcript is spliced from 2 exons.
AUGUCUGAUCCGCACAAGCCUUUCGCGGGGCCUCUGCCACCAUUGCCAUCAGCAUCAACCUCUCUCCCGAGUAUCCACUAUGUCGAAGGUCCCUUUUACUCGGCUCUUCACCAGGCGUGGGACACCACAGCUACUACGUCGAGUAAGUCUCCCUUUAGCGAUGAGCUUCGCGCAGCCCUCGACAAGGCCGAGGAGAAGACCAAAGUCAAUCUGCCUGGUCGAUCAAGAUCCUAUCACGACGAGCAGCUUAACAAAAUGGAAGAGGUGGGCGAAUACAUACUGUGGACAUCCCUGGUACUGGAGAGGCUCACAGCCGAGUUUGUCGAAGGACGAUAUCUCGCGGACACCAUUGAUGAGCUUCGUAAACGCUUAUGGGAAGAUGACUUAUCGACAAUGACUGUCAAUGCGAGCGUAAGCAAGUUGAGGAAAAUGAAAGAAGAGACACAGCGCCACGCAGAGGAGAUGAAACGAAUAUGGCUGCCAUCAAACUACGGGCCUCCGAUUGAGACGGAACGCACGCAACUGAAAUUCCGGCAAAGUGCAUACUCUUAUCACAACAAAGAUCCUCGCUCUCACCGAGACUCCAUGAUGAGUGGAACAUCAACUGCUGGGCCGGGCACGCACGAGUCACCCGCUGAUCUAGGGGACUCGGACGGAACCAGCGAAACAGACAGUGAGACUGAAGAUUGGUUCAACAAGACCAUCGAGACGCAACUCAACAAGCGUGGCAAGGGCGAGUGGAGAUGCGUGAGGGGCCUCAAAUGUAAACAGGGCGGCGUUGUCGAUGGAGUUGUGAGGGUCUUUGAGCGUCACUCUGAGUUCAAGUGA